AUGCCUGCUUCCGUUGCCAGCGGCGAGGAGGAAGAGUACGAGCCACAGAACUUCAUCGUUGACGUCGACCAGCUGCUCAAUCAUGGCAUCAACAACUCCGACAUCGCGAAGCUCAAGACCAAUGGCUACCAUACCAUUGGCUCCGUACUGUCAUGCAUGACGAAACAGCUACUCAAGAUCAAAGGCUUCUCCGAUGUCAAGGUUGAGAAGGUGAAGGAGGCAGCCAAGAAGUGCGAGCCGAAUGGUUCCCGCGUCAUCACCGGCACCGAGCUACUUCACCAACGCAAGAGAUGCUUCCGCCUCAGCACUGGCAGCGACAAUUGGAACAAGAUCCUUGGUGGCGGUUUUGAGUCCAGCAGCGUCAGCGAGGUGUAUGGCGAGUUCCGAUGUGGCAAGACUCAGCUCAGCCAUACCAUGUGUGUGACUGCACAACUUCCCAAGUGCGAUAGUGGCGCCGAGGGCAAGGUGGCAAUCAUUGACACCGAAGGCACAUUUCGCCCUGAGCGUAUCAUGCAGAUUGCUGAGCGCUUCAAUGUCGACCCAGAGCAAGCCAUCGAGAACAUCAUCAUCCACCGGGCCAAGAACAGCGAGCACCAGCACGAGAUCCUUUGCAGCAUGGCUGAGCAAUUCUCGACUGGUGACUACCGCCUGCUCAUCGUCGACAGCAUCCUCAAUCUCUUCCGCAGCGACUACACUGGCCGUGGAGAGCUCAGCGAGCGUCAGCAGAAACUCGCACAGCACCUCCGCAAGCUUGCAGAGUGCGCAGAAGAGUUCAACAUCGCCGUAUUCAUGACCAACCAGGUCCAGUCAGACCCUGGUGCAAGCGCACUCUUUGCUGGUGCCGAUGGUCGCAAGCCAGUUGGUGGUCACAUUCUUGCUCACGCAUCCACCACCCGUGUACUGCUCCGCAAAGGCCGCGGCGAGGAGCGUGUUGCAAAGGUGAUGGACUCUCCUGACUGCCCGGAGGGUGAAGCUACCUAUGUCAUCACCACCGGCGGCAUCAACGACCCUGAGAAGGCAUGA
Fulvia fulva is the source of this 1023-nucleotide messenger RNA. RefSeq names its product Meiotic recombination protein DMC1. Gene Ontology annotation, cellular component: condensed nuclear chromosome; nucleus. Bases 1 to 1023 code for a protein of 340 amino acids. The transcript is spliced from 7 exons. Lineage: Eukaryota; Fungi; Ascomycota; Dothideomycetes; Mycosphaerellales; Mycosphaerellaceae. Gene Ontology annotation, molecular function: DNA strand exchange activity; ATP hydrolysis activity; double-stranded DNA binding. The record is from RefSeq and is a predicted model, not a curated record. Gene Ontology annotation, biological process: DNA recombinase assembly; mitotic recombination; DNA repair.